AGAGGAGCGUUCAAAACUCGCGAUGGAGUAUAUCUCAUCAGACCGUUGGUCGAAAGAAAUCCAGGAUUGGACGAAACAGGCUCAUAUACCAGACGUCACGUGGUUACGGAUCAUUUAGCAACAUUAUCACAACCAAAUGGAAAAUCUCAUUGGGGUCUUGGUAAGUAUUUGAUGAAUAUGUUAGCCAUGAAACUGAUUUAUACCUCGUCUUGUCAUCAAGAAAAUUUUAAGCGAGAUAAAUUUACGUAUAAUAGAGUCGUCCAGUUACAAAAUAUGACACAAUCAGUCAGUUUUCAAUUCGCAACGAAAUUGUUGUCUCGACAAAGCGAUGACGUCAAAACUCCAAUCAAAUUUCCUGACAUUCUUUUGGAAUGCGAGUUUAACAUAAAAUGCGUCUCUCAAUCAACGUUUUGUGGAUAACAGAACAACUAAUUUGACAUAAAAAUUAUCUUGUUAAAAGCCGUAGUUUCAUAAAGUCGCUUUGCCAGCGCGUGUCGAGCGAACAUUCUUACAUGCACUGCGGCUGUUCAGCUUCGCCAGCCCGCUUUAGUUUGAAUUGCAUUCAGUACACGCGUCUAAUAAACACACGUGACUUGUAAAGGUCGCUCCGCAAAGGCUUUUGAUUCGAAUCCUAGCAGACAGAAGGUCUAUAUACUUAUAUUUUGACUGUACCGGUCCAAGUUAACAAACGCCUUUUUAACUGGACGUCCCAGACUACUAUAUGGCGGUAUCGAUGAAAAGCUUCUUUGUAACCACACUGUACUGUAUAUUUCGGUGGAUUUGCAUUCAUUUCCGUGUGUUUACAACCGUUCUAUAGCCAUAGAAUAGCAGACAUAAACAUCACACACAGGACAUAAUAUUUAUCUUACCAUCGCAUAGUAAUUUACCAUGAAAUACCCGGUGCCCUUUUAGCUGUGUGGUCUGCAGGCCUAGAUUGAAAAAUCAGCAUGCGCGGUAGACAUGCCUCACUUUAUUUGUGAUCUUUUGACGUGAGAAUACCGAGUCUACUAGUGUUUGAUGUAGAGAAAAUGGAUAAUAUAAAUGCAAGCGUCGAGAGUUUACAAACGCGGUAGGUUCGUUUGGCAGGACAUUUCUUUGCUGGUGCGUAAAGGCAGGCGUGGUCAAAUGAAAGAGUUGAUCAGAGCCGUAACUCUCGCUCGCUUCAAACGGCUAACUUUCGAUCUCAUCAUCUCUCAUCACAAAUACAAAACGUUUCAAUUCUAAUCAUCAAAAUGUAUUUUAUCGUCAAAUAUAUUAUUUACGGCCAUGAUAUUUUGUCAAAUGAAUAUAGAAGCUCGUUGUUUUCCACAAAAAAAAUCGCAGCCAAAAGUAAAUCUACAAGGACCCAGUACGAACUGAUAUCCGAGCUGAUAUCAACUUUGAAAAUUUUUUUUGUUAAAAUGAUAGUCUUUUCACGUUUGAUCGAAAGGAGACUUGCAUCAACCCAUCAGUAUUUUAAACCUCGACAAUGGUCUAGGCCUGUUAACGUUAGUAUUUUUUUUAGCGCUUCACGCUUGCUUGUUAGUUUUGGCGAAAAUACGAGACGGCGGUCGGAAGCUAAUGCUUUUUGGCCAUUUUCCAUAUUAAGAUUUGGCUUGAUGUUGAAUGCGGGGACUAGCAACAGCAUGGAAUGAUUUUCACGGCGCCAUCUGAGUGCGUAAGAUAAUAGGAUUUCACUUGUUGUAUACACUAUGUAAUUCUGACAUCUUGUGAUUAUGUAUACACUAUUGCGCAGAUUAUGUAUUGCUUGUUAAUCCCGCCAUCUUUCAUCGCUUAUCUAGCGCGCACCUUAUUAUAAUGAAGUUAUGUCAUGUUCUCUAUUCAAAUUUGUACAUAUGGGAAAACGCAAUUGCUUUAUAUAGCAAAUGACGUUUUUGGCGCGCGUCGCUUUUAAAUACUCAUUUCUCCGUGGAGACAAUCACUUAUCAAUCUUACACCUUACACCAAAAAAAACACACGCAAACCCGGCGUACGUUUUAAUACAACUCAAGUGAAUAAACAGAUUUAACACUCAAUCCUUUAGGCCCUUUGUGUUUACGUUUUGGAAGCUUUAGUCGCUUCAAACUAUGUUUGGAAGUGAAGUCAUCCGUGGAAUGGUUGGAUUUCGGGUCCUUUAGGAUUAUUUUUACCUUAAACAACAAGACUGGGGAAUAUUUUCAAUUGUUCACACACGCCUACCAAUAAGUAAUAUAUACAGCAUGCGCGGUCUACUACCCGGAACGCGAAUGCUUUAAGGAUUUCAGUAUAACGUGAGGAUUUCAACAGUUUUGUUUUGAGAAAUUGUUCAAAAAGUAGUGAUUUUAAUAUUAUCGAAGAAAAAUUUUGUGCAAAUCAGGAAAAUUUUGUAUAUGUAAUAUGUGGAUACAGUACUUCAUUAAACAUUCUUUUCAAUUUUCUUCAUGAAUUGUUAAUGAGUUUUUCAAAUAUUUCUGUGACAUAAGCUCCCUAAGCCAGGAUCUUCAUGGAUUUGUACGGAUGGAAAUUUCUAGUGGAGUUUUCAUGGGACACUUGCCAAAAAUGAAACUAUCGAACCUGCGUCCCUCUAACCAACUGAGCUACAUAGAGACAGUUGUCGAGCUCUAACCAACUGAGCUACAGAGAGACAGUUGUCGAGCUCUAACCAACUGAGCUACAGAGAGACAGUUGUCGAGCUCUAACCAACUGAGCUACAGAGAUAUAGUUGUCGAGCUCUAACCAACUGAGCUACAGAGAGACAGUUGUCGAGCUCUAACCAACUGAGCUACAUAGAGACAGUUGUCGAGCUCUAACCAACUGAGCUACAGAGAGACAGUUGUCGAGCUCUAACCAACUGAGCUACAGAGAGACAGUUGUCGAGCCCUAACCAACCGAGCUACAGAGAGACAGUUGUCGAGCUCUAACCAACUGAGCUACAGAGAGACAGUUGUCGAGCUCUAACCAACUGAGCUACAGAGAGACAGUUGUUGAGCUCUAACAACUGAGCUACAGAGAGACAGUUGUCGAGCUCUAACCAACUGAGCUACAGAGAGACAGUUGUCGAGCUCUAACCAACUGAGCUACAGAAAGACAGUUGUCGAGCUCUAACCAACUGAGCUACAGAGAGACAGUUGUCGAGCUCUAACCAACUGAGCUACAGAAAGACAGUGUAGAGCUCUAACCAACUGAGCUACAGAGAGACAGUUGUCGAGCUCUAACCAACUCAGCUACAGAGAGGCCAGUUGUCGAGUUCUAACCAACUGAGCUACAGAGAGACAGUAGUUGUCGAGCUCUAACCAACUGAGCUACAGAGAGACAGUUGUCGAGCUCUAACCAACUGAGCUACAGAGAGACAGUUGUCGAGCUCUAUCCACAAGUGUGAUGCCUGAUGGCAAUGUAAGGUGUAUCCGUAAAUCAGUAUCACGAUUUUGACCAUCUCACUAGAAAAAACCUGAUAUUUAAUUCUAAACGAGCAUAUAGCCCAUAUAUGAGCAACAAUCACUGUUUGAAUAGCAAUCGAUAACACACUCAUACUGUGUGAACACUGAACAUGUAGACACGAAGUCUAAGAAGUAAAUAAUGACCUCUCGUCACGGACAUUAACAGCUAAAGCAUAGAUUGUACACUUCCGUUGCUCAGGCCUGCUUAUCCAUUUAAUUUUGAAUCAACAGACCCCUAAUGAGUAGUAUGUCAUGCCCGAUAUUCCCAGAUGCUUGCGAGUUUCUGAAACUAAAAUCAAGUAAUUUGUAAAAGAAUUAAUAUUUAUCACGGGAGCGAUGUCGCGUCAAUUUCUUGCAAGCGUUUGAUGUAAAAAUCCGUAUGAAAGCCAUUGAUUAACUAUAUCAAUGAGCAAAAAGAUAAGUCUAUUACCACCUAUGGAUAAAUACGGUUUUUCGCAUUUCAUUAUUAAUUCAUACUUCCUGUAGACUCACACUAGACUGGUAGGAAUCUAACAAUUUAGUUUAUUUUAUACAAUAAGCUGUAAACAAGAUUAUAUAUUGGGCUAAUAAAAUGGCAUUAUACCGAUUGACUCAUAGCAAAUUGGCUUAUAGCAAGAUGUCUGCUAUAACAAAACAUUUAAAACACGAACUUAACAACGUAUAAAUCAUAAAACAAUGGAGAUUUAGGACAUCAAAUAGUAUUAUUAAUUGAAAACACAUUAGUAUUCCAGCAUUCCGCCAAUCCUACAAGUGGCUGCCUUAAUCGGCAGGUAACGUUCUAUAAAACUUGUGUUAGUAUACUGCGCAAUGAAAACACACCUCUUACGGUAUUAGUGUAAUUAAAGGAAACAGGGUCGCGUCAGUGGGUUAAAGCUAUUCAGCAUCUUUAGAUAAACAAUUUAUUUUAUGCUCUAUAAACUUUGCAGCUGUGCGGUUCUUUAGCAUUUUGCGCGCCUCACUACUGCGUCGUUGCGCUAUUAGUAUUAGCGAUACAAUAUGGGUGGCCUGUGUUUUUUAACACUUGUUUAAACUAUCAAAGUUUGAAUUUGCCACCUCUUUCAAAACUUUAACGCUGCUUUAAACUGUCAAUGUUUCUGUGAUCACAGUAGGAAUUUUGCAUUGGCAAAUUCUAAGUUUUGAAGGAUUUGUAAAAAAAUGUUUGAAGAAACUGACUGUGUUUAACACCGAGUCAGAUUCCUCAAACAUUUCUUACAAAUCCUUGAAAACUUAGAAUUUACCCAUGCAAAAUUCCUACUGUGAUCACAGAAACGUUGACAGUGUACACCAGACUUACAUUAUCAAAUAUGCUUUAUAAAUAUUAGAAAUAUGCUUUGAACAAAGUUUGCGACAUUUUGUACAACUAUCUUAGCUCUUUAGCUCUUUAAUAAUUAUAUUUUAUCGCCAUGCAAACAUUCAAAGAACUUAUCUUAGCUCUUUGUUAUAUAUGCAAAUUAUUCUCGCUAUGGCGUCAAAUUGCACCAUGUUUCUGAAAAAAAAACUUUCAAUAACUCUUUUAGAUAAUUUAUUCCAAUUUGUCGACACACAAUAUAUAUUUAUAGUAUAUUGACAUAACACAUACGUACGGUUUUAUGAUUUCGACGCACAAUAUCCUAAGAUCUUGAAGAUUUUUCAGAAAGUCGUUAUUUAAUGUGAUUUCAUAGUGGUGAUAAUUUGCAUGUCAAAAAUUGUUACUGAUAUCUCAAGUUCAUGAUAGAUAGUUUGCCAAAGUAUCUUAUUUUCUCAUUUUGAAUUUUCUUUUCGUUGCAGUCAUAAAAAUGGUGUGAAACUUCGUCUCAUAAGAAUUUUAAGACUAAAUGUCAACACGGAGAAAUAGUUAUCAUAUAUGGCUUACCACACAAAAACACGUUCAAAAUAUUUCAUAGGAUUUGCCGAUUAUAACAAAACAUUUUCACUGCUUAUUAAACGCGUUAUCACAACUUUUCCUUGUACAUUCUUGCAAACUGCUAUAGCAAAUAUUAUUUUUGAAAACAAUUUAAUUCGUAAUCCUUGGUUAACAAGCAAACAAAACAGCCGCGAACGAUGUUAACGAGCUUUCCAUGUGCGUAUAGAUUGCGAUUACAUCAAACUACUUGUGCGGCCAUUUUUUUAACUUCUCGCACGCCGGGUGUAGAAAAAUAUCAAAAUUAGUUGGCUUAUAUACCGGAAUUCGUGGUGUUUACUUUUCGCGGGGUUCAGCGAAAUCAAUUUUCAGUUAAGCACAAAGGGUUAACAUUUACUUUUCAGCAGUAGCACAAAGGGUUAACAUUUACUUUUCAGCAGUCUCGCGCAGCAAGGGUAAUAACUGGUGUCACUUACGAUGUAAGGUCACUUGACAUUCUUAAUACCCUGUCUUGGGAGACACUUGAUAACAGAAGAAAUAAAUCCAAGGCUGUGUUUAUGUACAAAGUGUUAAAUGACCACGCUGCCCGGGUCAAAAAGAAUCUUUUUACAAAAGGAAUGUGACACAAAAUACCUACAAUCUCAGAAAUAGCGAAAAUGAUUUAACUCUUCCAAAACCUAGAACAGAAUAUCUAAGAAGAAGCUUUAAGUACAGCGGCGCUAUGUUAUGGAAUGACAUUUCGUCUGCAGCUAAAUCGGCGGUUACUCUCGACUGCUUCAAAAAAAAGAGAUAGGUGCAAGCUAGAGGAUGAUUCUGUGCUAUACGUGCUAAACUAACUCUUGUAUAUAGUAUUUUUAAAUUGUAACUUUUUAACUUAAUUAUUUUCUUUGUAUUGUUUGUGUGACGCCCUUCGUGGAAAUCAGCACUAUGUUGACGCUAUAUUCAGCUUUGCAUGGGCCCGGAAAUAGAGGACACAUAUUUGGCUGCACUAUUUUAAACUGCAGUAAAUAUUUCUGCUUGCAAACUCUACCGAAUGUUUGGGUACAGGGACAUGCUGGCCAGGGACGAACCGACGAGAACUUGUUGUGGGUCCCUAUGCCAUCAUGGGCUCCUAAAAUUAACACAUUGGAAAAGAUAAAAAAAUAUAGAUUUUAAUUUUGAAAAUCAAGGAAAUACAAAGAAAACUUGCAUGUUAGACUAACUUUAAUCUAAGUAAAGAGAAGGGAAUCGAACACCACAGCUAAAAAGAACAUAAUGAAAUUAGUAAAAUUGCAAAAUUUGGUUGCGAAAUGUCGUAAAGCUUGAAAAAUGUAGCCUUGCAAAGUUUGAAAAUUUCGUAUAUAUUUGUAUUACGUGCGGAAAGUGUCACCAUUUUCGGCUCAAAAAUGGCCAACAAUUUCCUCACGUAAUACAAACAUAGAAAAUAUGCAAACUUCGCAAGGCUAUAUUUUUCGUAUUUUACAACAUUUCGUAAGCAAAUUUUGCAAUUUUACUAAUUUUAAAAAGUUCUUUACGGGAAUUUACUUUUUUGCCUAGACCAGAAAUUAGUCUAACAUAUGAGUAUGAAAAACUUUAUUUUAGUAGGGUAAACCCUUCAGCGCUACAAGUAAUGCUGUUAUCAACAGGUGCCCUACAUGCCAACAAGUUAAAAUAUACAAAGGUAGAAUACUUAAUAAUUACAUCCCGAUCAAUCCGAAGUUUUCCGUAAUAAUUUUUGGGUACCUUUCCAAGAGAUCAAGAGGGAAGCUGUCUGCUCACAUCAUCUACCUAUACUACCCAGGCUCGUGGUUGGUUGAUUAUAACAGUGAAAGACAAUAAAACUAUAGAAAUUGUCUUUCUAAAGAACGAGUCACGAACAAUGAUCUUUUUGUUUCUGAAAGCCAAUCACAAAACGUGAUCAUUUUAGGUUGAUCUUUACCCCACUUGUGAUGCUCGCCUAUUAACCAGUCUUCUGUUCUUCUUUACAACACAGACGAGGAUCUACUGGUGAACAGAACAAACACUAACACCACCAAAGUACCCCAAUCUUUACCAAGUUCACAAGAUGCAGUUCGUCACCGUUCGAGAAGAGAAGUUAUCUUUCAAGGAGCACAGUCUUAUCCACGCUACGUCGAGGUGAUGGUCACUGUUGAUAAAUCAAUGUUGGAUCAUUACGGCAGCGAAUUUGAACUAAAGAGAUACAUACAGACUAUAAUGGGUGUGGUGAGUGAUUUUCCUAAUUAUUAAAGUAUCUGCAUGACUUCUCCCUAUCUUCCAAUAAUUCUCCCUAGUCUGGCUUUGUUACAGGACGAAACGUAACUAAGUGGAUAGCUAUCUCUAAACUGUUCUCCCUAGAGGUCCAGUAAGAAUCAUCUCUUAUUGAUCCAGUGUUACUACAGGAGGAAACCUAAACUAACUUUAUUUAUACUGGAUAGGUCUAUCAGUUCUAAACUGUUCUUCCUAGAGGUCCAGUAAUGAUCAUCUCUUAUUGAUCCAGUGUUACUACAGGAGGAAACCUAAACUAAACAAACUUUAUGUAUACUGGAUAGCUUUAUAUCAGUUCUAAACUGUUCUUCCUAGAGGUCCGGUAAGGAUCAUCUGUUAUUGAUUCAGUGUUACUACAGGAGGAAACCUAAACUAAACUAACUUUAUUUAUACUGGAUAGUUCUAUCAGUUCUAAACUGUUCUCCCUAGAGGCCCAGUAAGAGUCAUCUCUUAUUGAUCCAAUGUUACUACAGGAGGAAGCCCAACUGGAUAAGCCAUCCCUUUCUACUCCAGGAGGAAACCUUUGGUAGAGUAAAACUGGAAACAAGCCCUAAAUUUGGUUCGUUCCAUGCCCUUCAUCUUUGUAAAAAAUUUUCUUGUUUUAGGUCCAUGAUAUAUUUCUUGAUCCAAAGAUCGGCAACUCGAUUGAAAUUGUCUUAACUGGAAUAAAGAUACUGAAGAAUGACGAGGUAUGAUUUUGCUUAAAAGUACAUGGGAAACAGGACAUAAAUGCUGAAUUAACUCUGAGAUCCCAAAGAUAGUUCAAAGUUCCAAAGAACAUUUUCUAAUUGCAGGAUUUAAGAAUAACAAGUGAUGCGAAGAAAUCAUUACGAGCGUUCUGCGUUUGGCAACAUAAACAAAACAUUGAGUCUGAUUCAGAUGCUGGUCAUUAUGAUACUGCUGUUUUAAUUACAAGGUAAAUAUAUUAAAAUAUCUAUUUAAAAUGAAUUAUUAUUAGUAGUGGAAAUAGUUAUUAUAGAUAGCUAAUAAAAGCCUACUUUGGGGGCCAAGGUCGCCGUUAUUAUGUGAAACAUUGUGCGACAUUAGCAAUUUUCAAAGAAAAGUAGUAUAUGCGAAACUGGGCGAUAUUAAGCGUAAUUAAUUAGGCAAAUAGACUGUCAGGCAAAGUUCAAAUAUUGGGUGCACAUGGGCGAAAUUAGGCGACCUUGGCCCCCAAAGUAGGCCUUAAUAAUGAUUUUCUAUCUUAUGUUACGUUUUGUACAUACUAAUUAUAUAAAUUCUUUCUUUUGUUUUUUCUUCAUAGAAAAAACAUUUGUCGACAGAACGGCCACUGUGAAACAUUAG
This is a messenger RNA of Paramuricea clavata, 8784 nucleotides long. NCBI's taxonomy places the organism in Eukaryota, Metazoa, Cnidaria, Anthozoa, Malacalcyonacea, Plexauridae. The record is from the annotation of a GenBank genome assembly.